Messenger RNA from Vidua macroura (Pin-tailed whydah), 5150 nucleotides. It is a transcript of the gene FEM1C, whose product is annotated as fem-1 homolog C. Bases 312 to 2165 code for a protein of 617 amino acids. The transcript has 2 exons. The record is from RefSeq and is a predicted model, not a curated record. NCBI's taxonomy places the organism in Eukaryota, Metazoa, Chordata, Aves, Passeriformes, Viduidae. Gene Ontology annotation, molecular function: protein binding.
AGUCCCAAGGAAUGCUGCUGGACACCGGCGCGCCACAACAGCGACUUGUUUGGGUGUAGCUGUAGGAAGAUACAAUGCGGUUGCUCGUUUGCGAAGUAGGAGGUGAAAACAUCGAGAAUUCUCCUUUUGCAGAUUUGUGAUAAGCGUAGCCUGCGCUUCGUCAGGACCUUGUCCGGAGUCUCCAUGUUUCCCUAUCUGGAUGAAACUGAUCUGAGAAGCUGGGGACAUUCUGUUUGGGCUAAGCAGUUCCAAUAAGCUCUUGGCUGAAAAUUUCAGGUGUGUGUCCAUCAGGAAGCAGAGGUACAGGCUAAAUGGAUCUAAAGACAGCAGUCUUCAACGCAGCUCGUGAUGGCAAGUUGCGGCUCCUUUCCAAGCUACUGGCGAACAAAACAAGGGAAGAGGUGGCCCAACUGAUGUCAGAAAAAACCAAUGGUGCCACACCACUUCUGAUGGCAGCUCGCUAUGGUCACCUCGACAUGGUGGAAUACUUGUUGGACCAUUGCUCUGCCUCUAUAGAGGUUGGUGGCUCGGUGAAUUUUGAUGGUGAAACCAUCGAGGGAGCUCCGCCGUUGUGGGCAGCAUCAGCUGCCGGCCACUUGAAGGUUGUUCAGUGUCUGUUGGAUCAUGGUGCAUCUGUCAACAACACAACACUGACAAAUUCAACUCCUCUUAGAGCUGCCUGUUUUGAUGGUCACCUGGAAAUAGUCAAAUACCUUGUGGAGCACAAAGCAGACCUGGAAGUAUCAAACCGUCAUGGGCAUACGUGCUUGAUGAUCUCAUGUUACAAAGGCCACAAAGAAAUAGCUCAGUAUUUACUUGAAAAAGGAGCUGAUGUGAACAGAAAAAGUGUUAAAGGAAAUACAGCACUACAUGACUGUGCAGAAUCUGGAAGUUUGGAGAUCAUGAAGAUGCUUCUCAAGUAUUGUGCUAAAAUGGAAAAGGAUGGUUACGGAAUGACUCCUCUUCUGUCAGCCAGUGUGACAGGCCACACAAAUAUAGUGGACUUUCUGACCCAGCAUGUACAGACUAGUAAGGCUGAGCGCAUAAAUGCCCUGGAACUUCUAGGAGCAACAUUUGUGGACAAAAAGAGAGAUCUGCUUGGUGCUUUGAAAUACUGGAAAAGAGCUAUGGAAAUGAGAUACAGUGAUAGGACUAAUAUCCUCAGCAAACCUGUGCCACAAACACUAAUUAUGGCUUAUGAUUAUGCUAAAGAGGUAAACAGCUCAGAAGAGCUAGAAAAUCUUAUUGCAGACCCCGAUGAAAUGAGAAUGCAAGCAUUAUUAAUUAGAGAACGCAUUCUUGGCCCUUCACACCCAGACACAUCCUACUAUAUUAGAUACAGAGGUGCUGUGUAUGCAGACUCCGGAAACUUCAAGCGUUGCAUCAAUUUAUGGAAGUAUGCUUUGGACAUGCAGCAGAGCAAUCUUGAUCCGCUAAGCCCUAUGACAGCCAGCAGUUUGCUAUCGUUUGCUGAACUUUUCUCCUUCAUGCUUCAGGAUAGGGCAAAGGGCCUGCUAGGCACUACUGUCACUUUUGAUGAUCUAAUGGGUAUACUGUGCAAAAGCGUUCUUGAAAUAGAACGGGCCAUGAAACAAACCCAGUGUCUUCCUGAUCCAAUACAGCUAAACAAAGCUCUUUCCAUCAUUUUGCAUUUAAUUUGCUUGUUGGAGAAAGUACCUUGCAGCUCAGAACAGGAACAUUUUAAGAAACAAACUAUUUACAAGUUUCUUAAGCUUCAGCCUAGAGGAAAAAAUAACUUCAGUCCACUUCACCUCGCUGUUGACAAUAAUACUACAUGCGUUGGUCGCUAUCCAGUUUGUAAAUUCCCCUCUCUACAAGUAACUGCUGUCCUGGUGGAAUGUGGUGCUGAUGUAAAUGUCAGAGACUCUGAUAACAACAGUCCCUUACACAUUGCUGCACUGAACAACCAUCCAGAUAUCAUGAAUCUUCUUAUCAAGUCAGGUUCACAUUUCGAUGCCACAAACUCAUGUAAACAAACAGCUAGUGAUUUGCUGGAUGAGAAGGAAAUAGCAAAGAAUUUAAUCCAGCCCAUAAAUCAUACUACUUUGCAGUGUCUUGCUGCUCGUGUAAUAGUGAAUCAUAACAUAUCCUAUGCAGGGCAUAUCCCUGAAAAACUAGAGAACUUCGUUUUGCUCCAUAGAUGAUAGUGUGGCAUUCCAGAGUACUGUUUUUGAAGCACGACAUGGUGAUAUUUUCCUUGAGCACUGUUGUGAUACACCAGCGUUCCCUUAGCUUGCUCCAUUUUGCUCUCAUUGGCUAGUGUUGUUAGCAUCAGAUCUGCAGAGUUGGUUACCCAGUAUUUCAUAUGAAUAUGCCAUAUAAUAUAUUUUGUGGAUUAUUUAGAAAUGUAAUGCCAUAUUUAGACUUUAAAUUGUUUGCCAAAGGUUUGUCUUUUCUGGUCUUAUUUGCCUGUUGGGUGUUUGGACUGAGUUGAGUAUUUUCCACUGAUGUCUUUUUACUGUAACUGUUAACGUGGAUUUUAUACAGUUGGAAGGUCAUCUUUUUUUGAUUUUGCUUGAGCGUUCCUGCUCCUACUCUCUUCUUUUUCUAUGGACUCAUUGCUAAACUGUGCAAGUUGUAUGGACUUCUUAACAUGUGCAACUACCAUAAGUGCUUUUAUCUUCUCUAUGCACUGGCUUAAACAUGACUGUUGUGUGUGAGCAUAUUUCUAUGCAGCACUUGGCCAAUUUCAACUUAAAUGCCAAUCUUGUUUUGCAGUUUGUUUAGAGCUCUCUUUGAGAAUGCUGUCUUCAUAGCAUGAUGAAUUUUUGAGUUAUUUAUCAGCUCUCCAAACUUGGGUUGACUUUUUUGACUGUUGUAACAGCGGUUGCUUUCAUUUGAUCCUCUGGAAUUUUUUCCUAAACUGGGGAGAAGAAAAUAUUGCUCUUUUCUAAUUGUAGUCCACUUGAACUUUAAAUCUGAAAAUUGUUCUGUUGCAUCAUGCAGCUGGGGGAAGAGUCCUCAUGAUGUACAACUGACACCUUCCCCUCUGCACUAACAUCUUGCUUGUGCUAGUUAUGUGACUAGAUGUGAAGUUUGCUCAAAGCUUAACCUCAGACCUUAAUAAUACACUUCUAUGAGAAAUAGAUCAAAUAUAUGCUCUGCUUUAAAAUCUGCAAAUCAGCUUUAGCUACAUAAGAAAACUAAAGCAUGUUGAUGGCAUGAUGUUUAUCAGUCCAGAUCUAGACAUCAUAUAGUAUCAUAAGUGGCUGUCUGCCGGGGUAUUGAAAGUUCUAUAGCAGUGUCCUUUUUUUCUUCAUAUCUUUAUAAAUACUUGCAUGGAUUUUUCAUCUCUACUAUGUCAGUUAUACUUAACAAAAGCAGAAGUUCUGUUGUGUAUAUAGCUCCUAUUGAAGUACCUAUUUUUUAUAAUAUUUGCACAACAGCUUAGCUUUUGCAACAGAAAGGGCUCUUUUGACUUGAUAAGAAGUCUAUAAAUGGAGAUCAUAAAUGUGAGUGCGAUUCAGGUAAUUAAUAUAAUUCAGCACUUUACUGUUGAUUAAUAGUAGGAUUUAAUAUGGCACAUUAGCCCUACAAAUGUCUUAAAGUGAAAUUAAUUUCUGUUGGAUAGGAUACAGUUUACUUGCAAAUUUAGUCAUCUAGCGUUUUGGGUAUUUUUGGCUUAAUGUUUCAUCUCAGUUGUGGGCAGUAAGUGUACCUAUGGGGUUCUUGCUCUAGAAAUCCAACAACUGGUUUUAUACCUUUGUCAGAGAUAAGACAUAUUUAGACUCCAGAUUGGUUAGGUUAGGAGGGUCUUUGUAAGACUUUAAUUUUUAAGUUGAUGUUAGAAUACUUUUGUCAUUUGUGGUUGAACUUGAAGAAGAACAUAUCUUGGGAGCACAUAAGAAUAGCCCUUCCUUGUUUUUGUUCUGUUUUGGCAUUCCUGCCAGUGUAUGGCAGUGUACAGGUGCCUACUAGCUUAGCCAUUUUUGCAAAAAUUAUGGGGAUGUUUUUAAGCAAAGAUAUGUUGAAAGCAGUGCUGUUUGUGUAUUGUCACUACCAGACUUGCUGUUUUGAAGCAAUUUUCUCUGGUUUGUCCCUUACCGUGUCUAUGUUGUAUACUAUUAUGAGAAUCAUAGAAUCAUUUAGGUUGGAAAAGAUCCUUAAGAUCAUUGAGUCCAACCCUUAACCCAGCACUGCCAGGUCCAGCACUAAACCAUGUCCUUAAGUGCCACAUCUACCCAUGUUUCAAAUACCUCCAGCCAUGGUGACUCAACUGCUUCCUUUGGGUAGCCUGUUACAUUGGUUAACUGCUCUUUCCAUUAAGAAGUUUUUCCUAGUAUCUACUCUGUACCUCCCCUUAUUCAACUUGAGGCCAUUUCUCCUUGUUGUAUCACUUGUUACUUGGGAGAAGAGGCCAACCCCUGCCUUGUGAAGUAAUUGUAGAUAGUCCUACGUUCUCCACUGAGCCUCCUUCUUUCCAGGCUGAAUAACCCCAGCUCCCUCAGCUGCUCCUCAUCAGACAUGUGAUCCAAACCCUUCCCCAGCUCCACUGCCCUUCCCUGGACAUGCUGUGGCACCUCGAUAUCUUUCAUGUAAUGUGAGACCCAAAACUGAACAAGCACUUGAGGCAUGGCUUCACUGGUGCCCAGUACGGGGGACAAUCACUGCCCUGAUCCUGCUGGCCACACUAUUGCUGAUACAGGCCAGGAUGCAGGUUUCUCUAGCAUCGCAUGAGACUAAACUCUAGUCAACUGACUGAAUUGCUGUGAUUUGUAAUGCUUAGGACACGUGCCACUCAGCUUUUCAUUUGUGAGGACAUGUAGUUUGGUUUUUGAAUUUAUACAUUUUAAUGCUUUUUUGCUGCUCUGUAGGUGGGGAUAAUCAGCAAAUGAUACCAUGCUAGAAUUAUACUUCAAGUCAUAAAAGUAAUUAUUUUUGUAUAGGUCAUAGAGAAAAGGAUUUUUAGAGUUUUUUACUUUGGAAUCUGUCCUGCUUUUUUGUAGUUUUAGUUUAAAUUUCUAUCAUUAUAACUGUCAGUUGCCCUGUGUAAAAUUAGUUGCUUGGUUGUUCAGCCUGAGAAAGAGAAGGCUACAGGGAGACCUUAUAUAGGACCUUCCAGGACCUAAAGAAGGCUACAAAAGAGCUGAAGGGAGACUUUUUACAAUGUCAUGGGGUGAAAGUACAAG